Bipolaris maydis ATCC 48331 is the source of this 591-nucleotide messenger RNA. Lineage: Eukaryota; Fungi; Ascomycota; Dothideomycetes; Pleosporales; Pleosporaceae. The record is from RefSeq and is a predicted model, not a curated record.
AUGCCUUUCGUGUAUCAGGAAACUGUUGUUGCAUCCUUGUUAGCUAAUAGAGGUAGUAGCUUUACGCGCAAGGUUCCACUUGGUGCUCUGUCACUCAACACAAACCCCUCCUUUGAGCUUGGCGCAGCUUGGUCCUCGUGGUCGGCUGUGUCGCGCAUUGACGUCGAAGGCCCGGUACCACAAGAUGUCCGGAUCGGAAGCCACCCAUUAUGGUUAUCGCCAUUCUCGCUUUUGUCGUUUUUGGAUGUUUCGUCCGAUGCAGCGUUGCUACUGGCAUUAUGGCUGUAUGACUUUGCCUCGGUGCAGCGUGCUAGAUAUGACUCCACACAUUUCUUGGAUGACGCGUCCAUUGCUUGUGUUGCAUUCUCAAUAAACGCACGCGCGCAAGUUCUUCGUAUCCUGCCUGUUGCAGAUUACUUACGAAUCAACGAAGUUGCCGAGUUCUUGUUUCAUACUUGGCUAUUCCACUUUGCUUGUCAGUACGCGACUAAUCAAGCUCAUGUGCAGUGUCAAUCGAAAGUUGCCAGCUUGAACACAUAUUUAAAUGCAAGCUCGCCACUGCAUCUCAUACUAAGCUCCAAUGGCGUCUGA